This is a messenger RNA of Physcomitrium patens, 2231 nucleotides long. RefSeq lists its product as uncharacterized. NCBI's taxonomy places the organism in Eukaryota, Viridiplantae, Streptophyta, Bryopsida, Funariales, Funariaceae. Gene Ontology annotation, molecular function: protein binding. Gene Ontology annotation, biological process: mitotic DNA replication termination. The record is from RefSeq and is a predicted model, not a curated record. Gene Ontology annotation, cellular component: nucleus.
AAUUUAUUAUUGUAGUAAAACGCGUAAAUACUUUCAGUUUCUCAUCAACAUUCUCUAAUCCUUCUGUUAACCAAGUGACUCGAGUUUCUAUGAAGCGAGUUGUGUUGUUGGGUGUCUUUCAGGAAUUAUUCUAGUUUCUAUUCAAAUUUAAAUUGUUCGCAGAUUGCCGUUGAUUGUUUGAGAAUGAGCGUUUGCUCCUAUGAAGGAAGCGAACCUUUCCCAUCUAUCUCCAUGUGUUCUCUAAUGUCGUUUAUCUUCCUAUUGUAUUAUAGUCUUAGGCUAUAUAUACUUCUCCUAAUCAGAUAUGAUUUGGCGCAGGCAACAACGGAUAUGAUUGUGGGUUCUUUCUUCGGCGACAUUUGAUAGAUGUCGAACUUAUAAUUUAAUUUUGAAGAGUUGUCUUUGUUGUCAGUUUUAAAAACCUGAACAUUCAACUGAUCCUCAGAAGAAAAGAAUGUGUGCAUAGCGCUGAAGGUCCGUUUUAGUGUAUCGAGAAAAAACUAGAUUAAACAUCCUUCAAGCCAAUAUGAACAUAAAAGUGAGGUUCCCAAAACCAGUGCUAAUUCGCAUUCUGUAUUCCCUGCUGUGUAGGCCGAUUUCAACAUCAUCAAGGGAGUUAACCUGAUUGGAUGCAGAGACGAAAAUGAUGUCUGGCAUAACUCGAAGCUGUGUAUUUAAGAAUCAUGAAACUAUGGGUAACGAAUAAAAUGGUUGCUAUGGAACGCAUCUCCCAAUAUCUCAAUCUCCCUAGAGAAGCACCGGAGAAAACCGCAAACCUUGGAGGCGGUGCCUUCGCAGAAGGUGUUUCCGACGAAGGAUCCAUAAGAGUGUUAGUGAGCAAGGGUGAUGGGGGAACGGUGGCAGUGCGUGUUGAUGAGGAGCAGACAGUCGGGGAUUUGAAGAGCUUGGUGUUGCCGAGGAGUUGCGUUUGGGAUCAUGUGUAUUUAUCAUUCGCAGGCAGGCCCUUAGCCGAUGACGCUAGGUUGGUGGAUUGCGGAAUUGGGAAUUGGAGCAGUUUAGGGUUUGGGGUGAGAGUGCGUGGAGGUGGUGGAGAUGGGGGAGCCACGGGCGCUGAGUCGCGAGACUGCUACUUGAACAUGUACGCAUCGAAGAAGCCGGAUAAAGUUGACCCAAAUGAGAUCAAGUUGGCUAAGUUUACCAAUUGUGCGCUGUCAUCGGAGCCCCUGAAACCUCCAUGCGUGAUUGAUUUUCUUGGGAAUAUAUACAACAAGGAACCGGUAGUGCACGCGCUUCUGACGAAGUCGUUGCCGAAGAAAUUAGGGUAUAUUAAGGGGCUUAAGGACCUUAUUACUGUUCACUUCACUUCUAUUCCUGGGGUUAGCCCAGACGGGGAUAUCUCUGGAAGCAAGUUCCAAUGUCCAGUUACGGGUUUAGAAGUUAAUGGGAAAUUCAAGUUCUUCGCCCUGCGAAAGUGUGGUCAUGUGUUAAGUGCUCGGGCUUUGAAGGAAGUGUCGUCGGCGUCUUGCGCGGUUUGUUAUGUUCCGUUUACGGAGCUUGAAAAGAUCCCACUGAAUGGGUCCGAGGAUGAGGUUCGUUUAUUGCGGGAGAGAAUGGAAGCAGAAAAAUCGAUGAUUCAAGACAAGAAGCCGAAGAAGGUUAAGAAUGGGAAGCUGGACACAGUAGAGCAAAGUGCGGGGGACUCGUGCAAAUCGACAACAGAGGAAAGUCGAAAAUUAGCCAAAAGCUCCUUACACAGUGGCAAACGCAAAGGAGAAGUUUUUCCUGAUUUGGAGGUGGCACAAGUGAGGCCAAAAGGUUCAGAUCUGGUUGUCGUGACUAAGAAGUUCAAAGCAUCCGAUAAGUUGCCAGAAAAUGCAACAAAAUCUGUAUACGCUUCCAUCUUUACGUCAUCAAGCAAGGGGACAUUCAAAGAGACUUACUCUUGUCGUUCUUUGCCUCUUGGGAGAAACUGACGCGUGUAUUGUUGAGGUUCUUGUGUAUCAUAUUUUUAAGGUUUUCAGCUUGGUAGUUUAAUCUGGGAAAGUAGGAAUUGAGGUGUAUCUUGGUGUGCCGGAUCACAAGUGACCUGCGGAUACUGGCAUUAGGACAAAACACUGAUUCGUUGAGAAGCACUGAAGCAAAUUGCAGUGUGAUAGUCACACGUUUCUUCCGUUUGUAAUUUACAGCAAGAAAGAAAAGAAAAAGUCUGGUGAACGGUUACAUACAAUGUGAUAUUGCAAUUAAAAGCUGUGCCUACAUUUGUUGCGAAA